GGCUCAUCGUUUCAUUUGUUUCCAUUGCUCUGCGUUAAUUCUGUAAUUUGCAGAUAUGAUAUUUGAAUGCCGUGGGAACGGUGUCUCAACACUCUUUGUUUAAUACAUCGAUGUAGGAUUAAGAACACAAGUCAUUUCAUCUGAAGAAAUAUCCGUUGGUCUUCAGAGUUAAAUCACUCUGCUAACCCGCACACAACCUAAAACGAGCCAAGACGGGCCAGAGUCAAAGCGGAGGACAUGGACCAGGAGGUGGAAAGAAAGAUGACAAGGACAAGAAAAAGAAAUAUGAGCCACCCAUUCCAACCAGAGUGGGCAAGAGGAAGAGGAAGUCCAAGGGCCCUGAUGCUGCUAGCAAGCUGCCCUUAGUCACCCCUCACACACAGUGCAGGCUGAAGCACUUGAAGCAGGAGAGAAUUAAAGACUACCUGCUGAUGGAGGAGGAGUUCAUCAGGAACCAGGAGCAGAUGAAACCUCUAGAGGAGAAACAGGAGGAGGAGAGGUCAAAAGUGGAUGACCUCAGGGGAACUCCUAUGUCUGUGGGGACCCUGGAGGAGAUCAUUGAUGACAAUCAUGCCAUCGUCUCCACAUCUGUUGGCUCGGAGCACUAUGUCAGCAUUCUGUCAUUUGUCGACAAAGAUCUGCUGGAGCCCGGCUGCUCUGUUUUACUAAACCACAAGGUUCAUGCAGUCAUAGGGGUUUUGAUGGACGACACAGACCCUCUUGUUACCGUCAUGAAGGUAGAAAAGGCUCCGCAAGAGACAUACGCUGAUAUCGGUGGACUGGACGGUCAGAUACAAGAAAUUAAGGAGUCUGUGGAGCUGCCGCUGACCCAUCCAGAGUAUUAUGAGGAAAUGGGGAUCAAGCCUCCUAAAGGGGUCAUUCUCUACGGCCCCCCUGGAACAGGUAAAACCCUCCUUGCCAAGGCAGUGGCCAAUCAGACGUCUGCAACUUUUUUGCGGGUUGUUGGUUCAGAGCUGAUUCAGAAGUAUCUCGGCGACGGCCCUAAACUAGUACGUGAGCUCUUCAGGGUGGCAGAGGAACACGCUCCUUCUAUCGUCUUCAUCGACGAGAUUGACGCCAUUGGAACUAAGAGAUACGACUCAAACUCAGGAGGUGAACGUGAAAUUCAGAGAACCAUGUUGGAGCUCCUUAACCAGCUGGAUGGCUUUGAUUCGCGUGGAGAUGUGAAGGUCGUUAUGGCUACCAACAGAAUAGAGACCCUUGACCCUGCUCUUAUUAGACCGGGUCGCAUCGACCGUAAGAUUGAGUUCCCAUUACCAGAUGAGAAAACCAAGAGAAGGAUCUUCCAGAUCCACACCAGCAGAAUGACUUUGGCUGAGGAUGUGAUCUUGGACGACUUCAUCCUGGCUAAAGAUGACCUUUCAGGAGCUGAUAUUAAGGCCAUCUGUACAGAAGCAGGCCUCAUGGCCCUCAGAGAGCGCAGGAUGAAGGUCACCAACGAGGACUUCAAGAAGUCUAAAGAAAAUGUUUUGUAUAAGAAGCAGGAGGGCACCCCUGAAGGCCUCUAUCUCUAAUCUUCACUUUUCAUUUCUUUGUUUAUAUGUGAGUGCAGAGCAUUUGGAUUAAAUUUACACAUGUUUUUGUCUGCCGAUUUGUUUUUUUGUUAUUGUGAUCAGAAUACUACAGCUGGAUCAGAGGUAUUUAAUUGUUUGUUUCUUUUUUAUAGCCCUCAGAAGGUUUUUUUUUUAAAUCGAAAAUACAGUAAAAACAGUAAUAUUGUGAAAUAUUAAUGGAAUGUUAAAAUAAAUGUUUUUGUAUCUUAA
This is a messenger RNA of Cyprinus carpio (common carp), 1784 nucleotides long. RefSeq names its product 26S proteasome regulatory subunit 4. Gene Ontology annotation, biological process: proteasome-mediated ubiquitin-dependent protein catabolic process. NCBI's taxonomy places the organism in Eukaryota, Metazoa, Chordata, Actinopteri, Cypriniformes, Cyprinidae. Gene Ontology annotation, molecular function: proteasome-activating activity; ATP binding; ATP hydrolysis activity. The record is from RefSeq and is a predicted model, not a curated record. Gene Ontology annotation, cellular component: proteasome regulatory particle, base subcomplex.